Molecule: messenger RNA, 687 nt
Organism: Trypanosoma conorhini
Lineage: Eukaryota; Euglenozoa; Kinetoplastea; Trypanosomatida; Trypanosomatidae
Exons: 1
Coding region: 1-687 (228 amino acids)
Source: RefSeq, a predicted model, not a curated record
AUGACAAAAAAAGAAACCGUAGACCAAGAGAAGGCGCUGAACCGUCUCCAAUGGCUGAUCCAGCGCAGCAAGGUGGGCUUCAAAGGGAACCCACCCCCCUUUGAAUCCGCGAAGACCCAAAAAUCGGUGGCGUUAGAGAAAAAAAAGGCGUCAGCUCGGCGCGCGGGAGAUGCUGAUUUUUUACCUUUUCGUCACGGAGCUUUUACGCUCGCCGAGGACGCAAGGCCCACGAAACACUUGCGUGGGGCAGACAACUCGAGGUUUGAGAGAAAAGCCGACGUAGCGGAGGUGAACUACUAUCACCAGCGAAUAGAUAAUUCUACUGGCCGGCCUGAAAUUGACUCCGCACUCUGUUGGGAUUUGAAGGGAGAAGUGGCAGGUGCACAGGAGGCACAAGAGUCCGGCUGCCCUCACCCUGGUGUUUCCUCGCGCGUCUUGCGGCGGGAACGCGGGUCGAGGGAGGUUGGCAACCCGUACCUUGCGACGCUCCCGCGCGCACAGCGGGCAGCUAUAGUUAGAGCGGAAAUAUUAAACCAUCCAAAAUUCACGAGUCGAAGUCGGGAGUUUCGGGCCGGUGAGGCGUGGUAUGGUGGAACUCAGCUUGAGGGACCUUUGCACGUGAAAACAGCUACGGCAUCACUAACUUCUACGCGGAACUGCAUCCGUGUGCAUGCCGGAUGGCGUUGA